AUCAGACAGAAGUCAGGCUAAGGGGUUGGGUCUGGUGUUGUUGUCUCAGUCACAUUAACUAUCCUGGUGGAAGUGAGUGGAAAGUCAGGGUGGAGAAUCAGAUUGGAAAGUCAGAGGCAGAUCAUCAAAAGGGGAAAAUCAAGGUGUCGUUUUGAGGGGACAGAUCUGACUCCUUCUGUGUGUACGUGGUGUCGUCAUGUCAGCUCAAGGUGGUAAUGGUACUGUUUCUACUUCACCUCAUCCACCUUGCCUGAGAGUUAUUGCCGAAUAUUUUCCACCUUUCAUCGUCACCUCGAAGACCGGGGUAGUGACUGGCGCUAUGGUGGAAAUUCUUAACCUCAUAACAAAGAAACUCAACUACUGCUACGAGUUCGUCUUAGCGGAUCCGGAUUAUCAUUACGGUACACGGCAACCUAAUGGGUCCUGGACGGGUGUUAUUGGUCAGAUCUCUCGUGGGGAAGCGGACAUGUCAGGAUCCCCUUUCGCUAUCGACUUUGAGAGGGUGGAGGUCCUAGACUUCAGUGUGCCCUUCGUCGUCGAUAAGCAGGUGGCGAUGUACAAGUCCCCAGUUUACCAAGCGGAUCUGACUGGCUUCGUGAAACCUUAUACGAGUAUGGUAUGGGGACUCUUUUUCCUGGUUUCCAUUUUCGUGUUCCUCGCCGUGUUCCUCUUACAGUGGGGUCGGUCUACACUCCAGCACCCCGACCCACAUAAGGGCGGGAGAGGCGAGUCGGCGGAAAGGCUUACGGAAAGACCAGAGGAGGUGUCUCUCCUCACUCUAGCCUCAACCUCCGCUCUGUGGACCCUGAGUGCAACUCUCGCACAGUCAUCUGUCUGGUGGCCGAGAGGAGGUUCUUUAACCCUCCUAUCGGGGCUGUGGGCGUUGUCGGCACUUGUGAUGGGAUCUGUCUACCGCUCUAACUUGAAGGCCAUGUUGAUUAUGCCUAAACUGCAGCUUCCCUUCGACACCAUGGAGGAGCUGGCGGCCACAGAUAUCCCUGUUUACAUCGUCAAGAGUAGCAUGAUGUAUAAUUUUAUACAGACAGCUACUCCGGGCAGUUUGUUGUGGAGGAUGAAGGACCAGGUGAACAUUCACAGCAAGCCGAAGAGCGCCAUCCCAAGGAUCAUAAAAGGAGAGACCUCAGUGAUCAGUCCCAAUAUAGCCCUCCAGUCUAUUAUUGUGGACACCUUCAACCAGCUGAACGAGUGCCCGAUGUACAUAGCCAGGGAGCCAAUCUUUAGUGCUCUCAGCCUUUGUGUGGGAUUUACAAAGGGGUCAGGUCUCAAACAGAAAGUCGAUCCAAUAGUAUACAGUCUACGUGAGUCCGGCCUUCUGGACUAUAUCAUCACGAACAACAUGAUAAACCUCACCAAGUGCCUGAAUUCAGUCAAUUUUGGCCUACCAACCAACAGUCUCCGACCGCUUGAGCUGGAGGACUUCCUUGGCGUCUUCUGCAUCUAUGGCGGAGGGCUGUGGUUGGCGUUCAUGGUGUUCGUAAUAGAAUUGGUCCUCAACGCCUACUUGACAUCACCAAAAUAAUGCACGUCAUCAGCGCGUCUCUCUGGCAUCAACAGGACUAGAGGAAGUUACUCUAGAAAGUUUGUCUGGCCUCCACUACGAGUUUCAAGUCUCAUGGUACUGAAGAGGACUAUUCCUAACUCUUCUAUGCAGUCACCCACAACAACGACAACCUUCUCCUUCCUCGAAUCAGGACAUGACAAAACCACGAAAGAAUAUUCCGAAUUUUGCCUCGAAUUUAAAAUAUCGCUCUUACUCAGCUUCCUAUUUCGACUCAGGGUUACGCUAGAUUUAUGGAAUGUGAAUCUUAAUACUGUACUUGUUUUUCACUCCUAUAAUAUCAUCUACUAUAUCCCUCAUUCCUAUAUCAGCUACUCUAUCUAUCACUC
Messenger RNA from Homarus americanus (American lobster), 1908 nucleotides. Its product is annotated as glutamate receptor 1-like. Gene Ontology annotation, biological process: monoatomic ion transport. Lineage: Eukaryota; Metazoa; Arthropoda; Malacostraca; Decapoda; Nephropidae. The coding region runs from base 197 to 1540 and encodes 447 amino acids. The record is from RefSeq and is a predicted model, not a curated record. Gene Ontology annotation, molecular function: glutamate-gated receptor activity. The transcript is spliced from 11 exons. Gene Ontology annotation, cellular component: membrane.